GCGGAGAGAAAGAAUUUUGAGGUAAUUCUCCAUCUUCAUUAUUCCAUCCAUUUGUGCAAUGCACCAAAACAACUAGCAACGACAUGCUCUCAGCAUGACGCUACCACCACUUGACAUUUGGUAUAGUGCUCCUGUCUGAAAACCUCUAAAGUUACUCCUUCAAGCACACCCGUUUUUGUCUCUGCUUGGUGUUGCUCUCAUUCUGUUAUGGUUAAACUUUUCUCAGAGUGAGGAAGAGAGCUUGGGUUUGAUAGGUUUAUUGUGCCAGGAAACAAACAUAUUUAAGUAAUAUGCUAUUUUGAUAUUAAGACUAGUCAAACACACUGUGCAAAAAGCUUUUCUACUUUGGUGCAAUGCAUUAACUUGCAUUUAUUUUUGCGGAGGUGUUAAUAAACCGGGAUAGCUCAUUAAGCAAAAUGCCCGAUUAUUAUUAAAGCUAUAGCAGCCAAGUUGUAAUUAUUCAUUUAAUACAGUUUCCUUUGGUAACACAAAGUGAGUACAUUUAAACUAACACAGCAGCUUACACUGAGUCUUUAAGUGUGCUUUGAACUCUGCAUUGCAUAUUACAAAAUCUUCUUCAACUUUCUCCUCCCAAAUAAUAAAAGUUUAAUCUCAUUUGUCUCACUUUUACUAGAAUAGAAAUGCUCAGUCAGUGUACACUGUGGAUCCAAGUCCAACCCUAGCCUCGCUCAAGUUAAAACAACAAAAUGGAUAAUGUAGGAGGCUCAUGCAAACAAUCCCACCCCCUGGCUUUCACAGAUCUUUUAGUGAGCUGCAGAUAUUUUAUUGGUGACUUUAAAAACAUCUCGGCAGAGCUGUCAUAAACAUGUCAGUUGAGAACUUGAUUACAUUUGGCUUUUGAAAAAUAUGUGUUGUUCUAGACUCGUUCACAUGGAGGAAAACGAAAACGGAAUCAAAGAGAGGUGCCCUGCACCACUUUUUCUAACCACAAUUUUUUUUUUGUUUUUGCUGUUUUUCAGUGUAAUUUCUGAACUUCUAUAUUCUCUUCAUAAGGAAGUUGCAGAGACUUUGUUUAUGCUUCAAGGAUCCAGGAUCAAAGUCCCCAACAGCCACAUCCUGUAAUUGUCUUUGCACUAUGGGUGGACAGAGGGGAAUAGUCGUGUCUGCAGUGGAGCAGAGGGCACAAGGCGCCUGGUCAUCAAAUCAUCGCCCGUGAGUGAAGCCGACACAGCGGACGAUGUGUGCUGCGUUUCUGGAGGAGUACUGCGGGUCAGUCUUUUGGAAUGCAUCCUAUUUGGAGAGAGAGGACCCUGACCUCCCAGUAUGUCUGGAACAGACAGUUCUGGUCUGGAUCCCUCUGGGCUUCCUCUGGCUAUGCGCUCCAUGGAACCUCAUGUCUUUAUGUAAAAGAUUACAAGUAAAUCCAAAACGUUGGACUAAGCUCUACCUCUGCAAACAGCUUGUCGUGUUUCUGCUGUUUCUGACGGCCAUUGGAGGCCUGAUUGUCACAUUAGUAGAAGAUUUUGGUCCAAACAGCUCAGCAGAGAAAAAUUCUCCUGUACACUACACGAACCCAGUCCUCUUUGCUGUCACAUGGAUCCUCCUGGCGUUGUGUCAAGAAGGAGUGAGACGAAAAGAACGAGCAGUAGACUCUGCUUCUCUUUUCCUUUUCUGGCUUCUCCUUGUCAUCUGUGACAUUUUCCCUUUCCAGACCCUCCUACGGGAAGCUCUCAGGCUGGGAGAGGUCAGAGAUGUCCCUCGUUUCUCUCUUUUCUACAUUUCCUUUGGUCUGGAGGUGAUAGCACUCAUUCUCUCCGCUUUGGCUGACAUCUCUCCAGAAACAAAGGAGCUUGUGAAAAAGAAUCCAGGGACUGGUGCAACAUUCUUGAGCAGAGUCACUUUUAACUGGUUCAAUGGCAUGAUGGUGAAAGGCUACAAAACCCCUCUGGUUCAGGAGGACAUGUGGGAGCUGAACGAGGUGGACAGCGCCUCUUACAUCAGCCAGCGUUUCAAUCAUCACAUGCAGUUUGAGUUGGGUAAAGCUUGGAUCCGAUUUCAAAAAGAGUUGAAGGAUAAACUGAUCAAAAAUCGAGGCAAAUCUUUGGAAGCACCUUCUCACAGCAACGGUCUGGGGAAAGGUGUGAGUCAGGACGUGCUGAUGAUGGAGGAAAAAGGAAAGAAAGAAGAUGAAAAUAAGAAGAAGAAAAAGAAGGAGGACACAAAUUAUCCAAAUUCAUGGCUGAUUACCACCAUCUACAAGUCAUUUAAAUGGCUCCUGAUUGAAUCUGCCUUCUUCAAACUUCUGCAGGAUCUUCUGGCUUUUGUCAGUCCUCAACUCCUGAAGUUGAUGAUCUCCUUCACUCAGGACAAAUCCAGCUAUGCCUGGAAAGGGUAUUUUUAUGCUGUGCUGCUGCUGGUGGCGGCUCUUCUACAAUCUUUGGUCUUGCAGCAGUAUGUGCGGCGAUGCUUCGUUCUGGGGACGAAGGUUCGAGCUGCCCUCAUGGCUGCCGUGUACAAGAAGGCGUUGGUGAUGUCUAAUGACAACCGCAAAGAGUCAACAGUCGGAGAAACUGUAAACCUCAUGUCAGCAGACGCCCAGCGCUUCAACGACGUGACCAACUUCAUCCACCUGCUGUGGUCCUGCCCUCUGCAGAUCAUUGUGUCCAUCGUUUUCCUGUGGUUGGAGUUGGGACCUUCAACACUAGCUGGGCUGGCAGUAAUGGUGCUAAUGGUGCCGGUCAACGGACUGUUAGCCAACCAGGCCAAAAAAAUUCAGAGAGAAAACAUGAAGUCUAAAGACAAGAGACUAAAAAUAAUGAAUGAAAUACUGAACGGAAUCAAGACUCUGAAGCUGUUUGCGUGGGAGCCGUCCUUCCAGACUCAAGUUGAAGAUAUCAGAGGAGAAGAGCUGAAGGUGAUGAGGAAGUUUGCCUAUCUCACAUCUUUCUCCACCUUUAUCUCCAACUGUGCCCCCACUCUAGUCUCUUUGGCCACGUUUGCUGUGUUUGUUGGUGUGAGCUCAGACAACAUAUUAACUGCUGAGAAAGCCUUCACUUCGAUCUCUCUGUUCAACAUUCUACGACAGCCACUAAGCAUGCUUCCUACGCUCAUAGCUUCCAUUGUGCAGACAGCGGUGUCUAAGAAGAGACUGGAGAAGUUUCUGGGAGGAGAUGAUCUUGAGAGCGACAUUGUGCGUCACGACUCUAGUUUUGACUCUGCUGUCAGCAUAUGUGAUGGUUCUUUCGCAUGGGAAAAAGACUCUGAACCUCUACUUAAAAGUGUGUCGCUAGGCAUUAAGCCUGGCGGGCUGGUAGCUGUAGUAGGAGCUGUGGGCUCAGGGAAGUCCUCUCUCUUGUCGGCACUCCUGGGAGAAAUGCACAGGACCAAAGGCUUCAUUAACAUUCAAGGCUCUCUUGCAUUUGUACCACAGCAAGCCUGGAUCCAAAAUGCCACUCUGCGGGAUAACAUCUUGUUCGGCUCUCCCUACGAAGAGCAGAGGUUUGAAGACAUACUGGAGGCGUGUGCUCUGGGCCCCGACCUCAAGCUGCUGUCUGCAGGAGAUCUCACUGAGAUCGGAGAAAAGGGUAUCAAUCUCUCAGGAGGUCAGAAGCAGCGCGUCAGCUUGGCCAGAGCAGCUUACAGUCAGGCUGAUAUUUUUCUACUAGAUGACCCCCUGUCUGCUGUGGACUCUCAUGUAGGAAAGCAUCUAUUUGAUAAAGUUAUUGGACCCAAUGGACUUCUGAAAGACAAGACUCGUAUCCUGGUGACUCAUGGAGUUAGUUUCCUGCCUUGUGUAGACGAAGUUGUAGUUUUGGUGAAUGGACGGGUUUCUGAGGUGGGAUCCUACCAGAGCCUCCGCGAUAGUAAAGGAGCUUUCUCAGAAUUUUUAGACACCUACGGCUCAGAGCAAAGUAAUCAGACAAGUUCAGAAGAUGGAUGUCAUGAUAAAGAAGACUUCAUCUCUGACUCAGAGGACGACCAGACGGACGUUUCUUUGGCGGACGAUGUUUUCCGACGGAGCCAGAGAGGAAGCAGAAGCAGAUCCAGAUUAAGAAAAAACAGCAAUUUAAAAUCCCUUGAAAACACAAAGAAAGGUCAGAGGCUAAUUGAGAAGGAGACUAUGGAAACAGGACAGGUUAAAUUCUCAGUCUGGCUCCAGUACGUGCAGGCCAUGGGCUGGGGAUAUGCCUUUUGGGCCCUCUUCAUUUACGUCAUGCAGAAUGUUGCCUUUAUUGGUCAAAACCUGUGGCUGAGUGACUGGACCAAUGAUGCAGUGGAGUAUUACAACCAGACAUACUCUCCCAAGAAGAGAGACACCAGGGUGGGGGUAUUUGGUGCUCUUGGAAUGGCUCAGGGUCUGUUUGUCUUCCUUGGCACGCUGCUCCUGACCAAUGCUGCAGUCAACGCGUCUCGUGUUCUGCAUUCAAGACUGCUUAACAAUGUCCUUCGAGUCCCCAUGGUUUUCUUUGACACUACGCCUCUUGGGAGAAUCCUCAACCGCUUCGCAAAGGACAUAUUCACAAUAGAUGAAACCAUUCCUCAUUUGUUCAGCUCCUGGAUCAUUCAUCUGCUGGGCAUACUGGGGACAAUAGUUUUCCUCUGUCUUUCCACUCCUCUCUUCAUCAUUGUCAUCAUUCCUCUGGCUGUGAUUUACUUCUUUGUACAACGAUUCUACAUACCAACUUCACGACAGCUGCGCCGCCUGGAGUCGGUCGCUCGCUCUCCUAUAUAUUCCCACUUUGGCGAGACCAUGUCAGGUCUGUCCGUGAUAAGAGCCUACAACCAUCAGGAGCGAUUUAUGAAACACAAUGAAGUAACCAUCGACGAAAACUUGAAAACUAUCUAUUCAAGGAUCAUGUCAAACAGAUGGCUGGCCGUCCGCCUGCAGUUUCUCGGAAACCUUGUGGUGUUUUUUGCUGCUAUAUUUGCUGUCAUUUCUAGAAACUCCAUUGACAGCGGCCUCGUUGGCCUCUCUAUAUCAUAUGCCCUCAAUGUAACUCUAACCCUCAGCUUUGUGGUGAACAUAACCUCACAGCUGGAGACUAAUAUUGUAGCCGUAGAAAGAGUGAGUGAAUACGCUGAGCUUGAGAAUGAGGCUCCCUGGGUGACUCAGGAUCGACCUUCAGAGAUGUGGCCUGAGGCAGGAAACCUGCAGUUUGUAGACUACAAGGUCCGCUACAGACCUGAACUGGACCUGGUCCUGAAAGGAAUUUCCUGUGACAUCAGUGGCACUGAGAAAAUUGGUAUAGUGGGCCGCACUGGAGCUGGGAAAUCAAGCCUGGCAAACUGUCUGUUUCGCAUAAUUGAAGCAGCUGAUGGACGUAUCCUAAUUGAUAAUGUAGAUAUCUCUAAAAUUGGACUGCACGAUCUAAGAAACAGACUCACAAUCAUCCCACAGGAUCCAGUCUUGUUCUCUGGGACGCUGAGGAUGAACUUGGAUCCAUUUGACAAAUUCAGCGAUGAGGAGCUGUGGAGAGUGCUUGAGCUGUCUCAUCUGAAGAAUUAUGUAGCUGGACUGAAGGAAGAAUUACAGCAUGAAGUUGCAGAGGGAGGAGAAAACCUCAGUGUCGGUCAGAGGCAGCUGCUGUGUCUGGCUCGGGCUCUGCUGAGAAAGUCUCGAAUCCUGAUCCUGGAUGAGGCCACUGCAGCCGUUGACCUGGAGACAGACGACCUGAUUCAGACUACGAUCCGCAAAGAGUUCUCCCACUGCACGGUGCUCACCAUCGCCCACCGUCUGCACAGCAUCAUGGACAGCUCCAGGGUGAUGGUCCUUGAUGCUGGUAAAAUUGUGGAAUUUGAUUCUCCAAGCAAUCUGAUGGAAAAGCGAGGUCAUUUCUACUCCAUGGCAAAGGAUGCUGGGAUAACACAUGAGAGAGAAACAAUGCUCUAAAAAGCACUUUUAUUGUUUCUUUUUGAAAGAUUACCUAAUUUCCUGUUGUUUUUCUUGCUGCUUUUCAAGACCUUUUUAAUGUAUAUUAAUAGAACACAAAUUAAACUAUAUGUGUAUAAGUUUUGAAUAACGCCUUACUGUUACUGUUUAUGUAAACAUGCUUCAUAUACCAAAGUGGCAUUUUCAUCUUUUGAAACUUGAUCUUGUUAGUUUUCUGCAUGAGCAUCAUCUCAACAGAAGAGAAUAAGAGAGCCUGACUUUGGUACAACGCAGCUGUUCUAUCACUUAUUUUAGAAUCUGCUUGACAGCAAAAAAAAAAAAAUUAUUAUUAUUUUCUACUGUAAACAAAUUCAGGCAGUAAAAGAGGAAAAUAACUGUCAAAUAAUAAAAAUCAGCCACACGAAAAAAAGACAAUCAUUCUUAAAAGCACACACAUUUUAGGUUUAAUUAAUGAAAAGAGUGGAGAUUUGGUAAACAUUUUGUCGGUGGCACUACAUACAUUCAGCAUAAUGACGUUUUUCAGUCGAACUCCCCCAAAUCAGUCCUGCAACAUGAAAAACAGACAGAACCUGACCAGGGAUAUUUCUUUAGCUUUUGCACCAUUUUAAUACAACUGAGACGGUGUGUUGUUCACAAUAACAUUUAUGUAUAUAGUUAAUAGGACGGGGAAAAAAAAAUCUGUUUCUGUUCAUUUGUCCAAAUUAUGGAAUUACAUUAUAAUAUAGCAAAACACCACUAAGAUGUCUAUGAUGAGGUCUAUCGGCACCAGUCCAGUACAGAUCAGUGCAAAGGAAUGAGAAGAGCCACGAAGAGAAAGUCACAUUUAACUAAAAAAAUGCGCCUUUAUGAGGCACUUGGCCUAAAUAUUACAGUGACUGCUCAUCAGUAUGGUUCAACAGAUUUUUUUCUGUAAUGUUAUUGUACACCACUGGCAUCACAUUAACAGCAUCAAAAACAAAGUUAGCAUGGGUAGCAAUAUGAACUGGAACCUGUAAGAUGUGACUGUACUGCAGCCUUUUACACCAUAAUGAGGCAUUUGGAGAAACGCAGUCCCACACAGAGCACUCUGUCGGGCCGCCACUCUCUAAAUGCAAUUUCCUGUAUCUUACAUUGGAAACUAAAUAACAGCUAAAAGUUACCACUUUAUGAAUAAGCAUUGCUCAUAUUUAUCUAUACACAUUUAUACAUUCAGGUUUGACGACUGCUCACGAAAACUGCCAUCUUUUCUUUUAUUUUUUUUUUCUUCUCUUUCUUUUCUGUGAGGAUAACCAGUCCGAAACUGACAGACAGUAAACGUGUCCAGGCCUUUUCUUGUUAUCUGUCAGUAGUUGGCAUGUAAUGCUUCUCACAGUCGCCCCUAAAAAAAGAAAUAUAAGGAUGAUCCACCUUAACAUGAUCAGUGUCCACAGGGGCAACUUCAUCCUGUUUUCUUGAGGCUUGACAGCAGCUUAUGAUCGGUUGAGCCCAUCUUAGCUAAAGAACAAACAAGAUACACCUUCGUUCUAUGGCAAACAUCUCUCAGAAUAAAAUGGUAAAAAUGAUGCCCAUCGCAUAGAAACAUGAAACAGAUGAACGCUUUUCUGUGUGGUCAGGCAAUUAAUUUACAAAACAAAUUUGUGUGGGAUAUUUCAUUCUGAGCUCCAAGCUCACACUAAACAGUAGAAAUAUCUGAGCCUCAGGGGAGAAAAAAAAAA
Poecilia reticulata (guppy) is the source of this 7545-nucleotide messenger RNA. Its product is annotated as ATP-binding cassette sub-family C member 2-like. Gene Ontology annotation, molecular function: ATP hydrolysis activity; ABC-type transporter activity; ATP binding. Gene Ontology annotation, cellular component: apical plasma membrane. Gene Ontology annotation, biological process: transmembrane transport. The record is from RefSeq and is a predicted model, not a curated record. NCBI's taxonomy places the organism in Eukaryota, Metazoa, Chordata, Actinopteri, Cyprinodontiformes, Poeciliidae.